Molecule: messenger RNA, 2150 nt
Organism: Striga asiatica
Lineage: Eukaryota; Viridiplantae; Streptophyta; Magnoliopsida; Lamiales; Orobanchaceae
Source: the annotation of a GenBank genome assembly
UUUUAACAAUAACACAGAUUUGAAUAGUAAACUUUUUUUCAAUAAGGCCAGUCUUAUUUGACGGCACCCACCCAGUUAAAGUAUCUAAAAAAUCCAAAACUCACUGCCCCUACAUUAUUACACCAUUAUUUUACUUAUAUAUGGGGCAAAGUAUGAGGAGAGUCCUCAACCAAACGCAAAUCAAAAUUAGACACAAGAACAAAAAAAAAAAUAAUAAUAAAGAAUGUUGAAAUUUGUGAUAUUUCCAGUGUUGAGCAUUAUAGGAGUUUUGGCAUGGCAAUUCAUCAACUGGGCUUGGGUGAGGCCGAAAAGGAUCGAGAGGCUAUUCAGAAAACAGGGCAUGAAAGGCACUACAUACAAGCCUUUGUUAGGAGACAUGAAAGGAGUUGAUGAACUCUACAAGAAGGCUUUCUCCAAACCCAUUGACUUUGGUGAUGAUAUCGUGCCUCGUCUCAUGCCCAACAUUCUCGACACCGUCAACAAAUACGGAAAUUUUUCAUUCAAUUGGAUGGGGCCUAGACCGCGGGUUUACAUAACAGAGCCUAGUGUGUUUAGAGAGCUAAUGAUCAAUUAUCGCAAAUAUAAGAAGCCAUUUAAAGCUAAUAAUCCAAUUGCUAAGAUGCUAAUUAGCAAAGGGCUUGCUAACAUGGAAGGCGACGAAUGGUUCAAAUCCCGGUCUCAGCUCAACCCGGCUUUUCACACCACCAAUUUGAAGCCACUGGUGCCUAAGGUGCAAGUAUGUUGUGAGAACGUCCUAAAUGAAUGGCAGAAGAUUACGUCAGCAGGCGGUGGGUCUAACGUGAUAGACGUGAAAGAGCAUUUGGACAUUUACACAAGUUCAGUUUUGGCACAGUUGAUGUUCAACUCUCCAUACACAGGUCAGGUUAAAGAAACUUUCUUCAAACUCGUCGAGUUGGAAGGUUUAGGCAGACUCUCCGUUGAUCUCUUGAAUCUACCUGGACAAAAGUACUUUCCUACCAAGAAGAACAUAGAGGCUCACAAAGUGAAUCGAUUCAUAGAAGACUCUUUCACGUCUAUGAUUAAUGAAAGGCUCGAAAAGAUGAGGAGAGGAGAACGAGACACGACUUCCAAGAAUCAGGACUUGUUGGAAAUAUUCAUGGAGGACUUAUACAACGACGAGCAAACCAAAGGCGGUGGGAAUCGCCAGAAAAUGAUAGAGGACAUCAUCGGACAAUGCAAGAUAUUUUUCUUCGCCGGUUUCGAGACCUCUUCCAAUACAACAUGUUGGACCAUGAUCAAUCUCGCAGUUCACAAAGACUGGCAAAAUCGAGCUCGGGAAGAGGUCAUGAGGGUGAUCGGAGACAAAAAAGAGAUUUCUGCUGAUGACUUGAGUCAACUUAAAGUCAUAACAAUGAUCAUGAAUGAGGUGCUGCGACUAUACCCAUCUAGUAUGGAGUUAUCGAGGCUUAUAGUGGAUGAUUCAAAGAUAGGAGAGUACAAGAUACCCAAAGGCACUCUCAUGACAUACCCCAUUCUACUAUUAAAUAGGAGUACCAAGUUGUGGGGAAAUGAUGCCAACGAGUUCAAGCCCGAGAGGUUUGCGGAUGGAGUUGCCAUGGCAACCAAGAAGUAUGGGUUGGGCCAGUUCAUGCCAUUUGGGUCCGGGCCCAGAAUUUGCAUUGGUCAAAAUAUGUCUGUGAUCGAGCUGAAAGUGUUCAUUGCUUUGCUUCUGAGGAAAUUCUCUAUAGAUCUUUCCCCAAGUUAUAAGCAUGGACCCAAGGUUGACUUCACCAUCCACCCACAGUAUGGUGCCCCUCUCAUCCUCACAGAGCUCUAAUCUAUAGUAAAUUCAUCAUAUGUAUGUGAAAUUGCAGUAUGUUUUAUUAUAUAUAUAUGUGUAAUGUUGUUGUCACAUUUGAAUUUGGUCAUGAGACAACUCUAGCUACUAAAAUGUAUGAGCAAUGUGUUUUAAUGUUGUGGGUGUUUGUAUUGGAUCCACAUUCUGUACCAGCUUGUGUGGACCUUAGAAUAAUGAGCAUGUAUGGUUGUUUUUUAUAAGUUUUCCUAAUUAAUUAUGUCUUGUGGAUGAUGAUAACAACCAUCUUCUCAUUAAUAUAAUCGUGGUGUCGCCUCUCUUUUUGUUUUUCGGCAAAUUGUGUUAUUUUUAAGAAAUUGAUGAAUCUCCCGAG